AUGCCUCCUGAAAUAACAGAAUCUCUCUGGGUAAAAAUCAAAGCCAAACUAUUGGUGUCAAUUGGGCAGUUGAUCUUCGCCGCUCUUCUGAUGACUCAGAGUGGAUUUCUUGCGGCAUACCUAGCAACUUACCAAGAUGCGGCCAUGGCUGUUCUAUGUGUUCUGUGCAUUCCGGUACUGGUCUCCUGGAUCUACUGCCUCAGCAAAGAGGCAGGCCUUUUAGGAAUGGUUUUCACUUGGGGACCGUACCUUGUAGUUUUCUUGAUUCCGAUAAUUGCCAUCAUAUUUGCUGUAGUUGGCGACGACCUCGACAAGGAGAACUUCCUCGGUCCCAACGCUUUAAAAGUAAUUUUGUGCCUUACACCAGUUCUCUUUCUAUUUUUGCCGAACACAGCUUCGGGGUUAAGUGAAAUUGACGGCUACCCACAACUUGCUUUCAGACUGACAAUCCAGGUAACCAUAGAUCUGUUUGAUGCUGUUGAAAUGCUUGACAUCGUCCUCCACGAGAACGGAAACGGCCAUGGAAUUCCAAAAUGGUUUGGAAGACUCAUGGUGGCAGUUGCAUGCUUCAGUUUCCUAUUGUCUCUCUUGCAAAUGGCAGAAAACAAACUCGAUGGCAAAAAGAUCGUGCAGAGCAAAUGCCUUGCCAUUACCCGUAACGUUGUGCAAAUAGUGUUUGUCAAUUUGGUGUUCAUGGUAAUUCGUCUGGUUAUCUUCUUUAAAUACAAGAAAGAGGAGUCAAUCUUCACCGCAAAGAAUGGUAUCGCAUUUUUUUUUUCCGCUCUGGGAAUAUACUCCAUCUGGCAGAAUCAGCGAAAUAACAAACUUGAUCUUCGAGUUUGA
This is a messenger RNA of Porites evermanni, 843 nucleotides long. Lineage: Eukaryota; Metazoa; Cnidaria; Anthozoa; Scleractinia; Poritidae. The record is from the annotation of a GenBank genome assembly.